AUGAGUGGCAAGUCAUUACUUGGGCUAAAGAGGCACCGCAACAGAAAUUGUGAUACGAAUUCAAUACGUUCAUGGUCCAAUACGGUAAAUUUUGAUACUUAUACGUAUAUUGAUGGUAGAAAAUAUCAUAAUAAUACAAACAAUACUUCAACGUACGUUUUACCGAGCGAUUCUUUUGAAAUUAGAAGAGCUGAUGUCGCACAUGAACUUUAUAAACAGCAUUGGGGAAGUAACUUUUCUUCUCCUGUAAUGGAGAAAUUAAAUUCUUCCAAAGGUGCAAAAGUGUUGGACUGCGGUUGCGGCUCAGGGAGAUGGUCAUAUGAAAUGGCAGUUAAAUAUCCAAAUUCAACAUUUGUGGGAUUAGAUAUGGUACCAGUUUUUUCAUGUAAUGAUAAUGAAGACAAACCAUUAAACCUUGGUUUUCUUGAAUACAACAUAUGUAAUGGAUUACCUUUUCAGGAUUCAACUUUUGAUUUUAUAUUUCAAAGGUCAAUGACGAUAGCACUAAAUAAAUCUCAAUGGAAUGCUAUGUUAAAUGAAUUCGCCAGAGCUAUAAAACCUGGUGGCUGGCUGGAAUUAAUGGAAUUACAAGUUAAUGAAAAUAAUUUAACUAAAACCGCCAGGAAAUUUCAAAACGCUCUCAAUAAAUAUAAUAAAGCAAAAAACCAUUAUCUUUGUCACGAUUUUCCGUUUCAUGAUUUAUUAAAGUCAACGAACAAAUUUACUUCAAUAAAAGUAAUUGAGAAGAAAGUUGCCGUGGGUAAAUGGGGAAAUGAAUUUGGGUUAGAGGUGGCCGACGUAUUAAUUGAAGUAUAUAGAAGCAUAAAACCAAAGGUAAAAAGAAUAAUGAACGUUACGGAUUCGGAAUAUGAUGAAUUACUACAAAAACUUUAUUCCGAAGUAAGAAGUACAAGUAAUAAUUACAUGUAUAUCACUACCGCUAAGGCUAUCGCCAGGAGAUUAUGA
Messenger RNA from Funneliformis geosporum, 966 nucleotides. Lineage: Eukaryota; Fungi; Glomeromycota; Glomeromycetes; Glomerales; Glomeraceae. The record is from the annotation of a GenBank genome assembly.